AUGGUCUUGUGUAUAACGUCUAUAGAUACAUUACACAAUUACAACCUCGACCAUAUGCGGGAGCAUCAGAUACAUGGGCACGUGAUCAAGAUGGCCAACUGCGACCACCACCGCCACACGUCUUUGACAGUACGCUGGGCCACCCGUCACAUCCAGGUCCUUUUCACAAUCUUACGAAGACUAAACGAGAUGGAUGUUCCCUUCGUGUUCGUCUCUCUCCACGAAUUCACCUCUUCGUUCCUGCCAGAACAAGAGCCCGCCACCCUGCCUUCCGGGAGAACCCUUGAGCGCUCUUUCGAUGCUCUGCCCGGAGGGAACAUUUCUCUGGAAGAUUACCAUACAUCCCUCGAAAAGUGCAUCAACACUCACAACAUAUGCCCAGGAUUUUCGGUGAAGCUCAUCGAAGUCGAUUCCAUCACCCCUCCAACAGUAAGGAGGGUGGAAUACUUAGCACUAUCCCUUACGCAGAACGCCGCCUCAACAUUCGACCGCAGCAGACCCUGGUUAUAUCAACGUCUUCCCUUUCUUUGUAUGGCGUCCAAAGAUUCGGAUCCCUUCGCAUUCAUACCACAAGGCUCCGACUCUUUCACAACGUACCACCACAACAAGGCCAUGGCAAUUCGCAAACAGACUCUGGAGCUCAUGGUCGCCCACGUACGCGCGCUAUUCUCGCACCAGCAAAGGGUUUUCCUAUUUUCGGUGCUCAUCUUCGGAACGCAGGCGCGCCUCGUCCGCUGGGACCGCAUGGGCGGCGUUGUCACCGAAGCAUUCCCCAUUAGCGGCGCGCCCCACCUCUCUGGCUUCCUGGCGUGCUUCGCCCGCCUCGAUCCCGCUCUCCAGGGCGACGACCCAUUUGCGGAGGCCGUUCCCCGCACUUCUCGCAAUUUUGCACUCAUGCAGGAUGCCGCGCUUAACCCACCCCAGGGUACCACCCGCUACGCAAAGGAACUCUUUGCUAAGUCCAUUGAAGAUCCGACGUGGACGUGCUACAGACUCCGGAUCAUUCCCGCCGAGACGGAAACGAAGCUGCGCAAGCCCGCCAGGAGGCGGCGGCGAGCGGCGACGACCAAGACCAGGCGGACGCGCGCACCACCACCACCUCCGACCGGCGAGGAGGCCGAGGAGGCGCAAGCGCAUUACUUUCUCGUGGGAAGACCGCACGUUGCUGACGAGCAGUUUCCCGGGCGCGGCACCCGCGAAUACGUUGCGCUCGACUGCGCGUCCGGCGAGCUGGUGUUCCUCAAAGACAUGUGGCGCCACAAACCGCACAAUUCGUGGUGCGAGGGCCACACGCUCGCAGCGCUGAACAAGGCGGGCGUCGUGAAUGUGCCGACUCUCGUAUGUCAUGGUGACGUUGGAUGCCAAUGGUCACGAACGCACGAAUUCUGGGGUCGCGAUGAGAGCGAAGCGGGUUCGAGUACGAACAUGAAGAAAACCCCUACGUUCCCGGGUGAGGUGAGGCAUUACCGGCUGGUCCAGAAGGAGAUAUGCCGCCCGUUGGGCCACUUCCGUCACGGACGGGAGAUGCUGCAGAUUGUUGUAGAUUGCAUGGACGCGCACAAGCACGCAGUGGAGAAGGUGCAUUUGAUGCACUGUGAUAUAAACGAGGAGAACGUCUUGAUCUUCGAAACGCCAGCGGAAGACUCAAGUAGGCAUCGCUGGACUGGAAUGCUCUCCAACUGGGAGUUUGCUAAGCCAGUCCUCGUUGGCGAUAAGGUGGCCCCUCGAGAGGCCGAUGAAGUAUGCUCCUUUAGUUGUGCGUCCGUACGCGUUCUUGACGAGCCUGGGACGCCGCAAACCAUCGCGGACGAGCUGGAAUCAUUUUUCCAUCUUCUCCUUCUGCUUGCGGUCCAGUACUUCCACAGCAAUGUCUGGGCGUACAACGUCCUGUUGGACUACUUCUCGAAGACGGACGAGCCCGAACAGCGUCUCCCAAGAUGUGGGAAAGCGAAGAGGGAGAUAAUUUAUUCUGGCGCACUUGAAUUCAACAACGAGCCUAUCGCGAUCACCAUGAACAAUGAACAGCCACUCCCAUUGACAGGACUCUUGCAACUAAUGCUUAUCUACUUCAGUGCGAGCUAUUCCGUGAGGCUACUUGACAACUGGCACGAACGCACUGGUCCCACGCGCCACCUGCGCUCGUCACGGGAUCCAGGUCCCGCGCCGCUCAUCUGCGAGCCAACGCUUGCGAUGCAGCAAUUAAGCAAGGAGGACAUCGCUCGUCGCCGGAUCCUCACUGCUUCACUCAGGGUGUACCAUCCCAUACGUGACCUGAUGCUGUUGUUCAUCGAGCAGCCGUGGCCGGAGUCGGACAGGAGACCACGCGAGCAUGAUAUCGCCGAUAUAGAAGAGCCUCCGCGUCGUGGACCAUCAUACUCCAGCAUUUCAAAUGAGGGGUCUGAGCCAGAUGAGGAGGCCCACCAGAUGGCGGGGUCGGAGCACUCUACGAGUUGGCUGGAUGAGUUUGGAGAGGUGGAGGAGGAGCCUCAUAGCGACGAUAUAGCUACGUUUCGUGGCUAUGGCAGUCGCAGAAAGAGAGCCCAUGCCGAGCCGUCGUCGUCAACACGAAAGCGACGCCGACUUGGUUAG
Messenger RNA from Sparassis crispa, 2589 nucleotides. RefSeq lists its product as hypothetical. NCBI's taxonomy places the organism in Eukaryota, Fungi, Basidiomycota, Agaricomycetes, Polyporales, Sparassidaceae. Bases 1 to 2589 code for a protein of 862 amino acids. The transcript has 5 exons. The record is from RefSeq and is a predicted model, not a curated record.